Messenger RNA from Paramecium sonneborni, 1132 nucleotides. The record is from the annotation of a GenBank genome assembly. Lineage: Eukaryota; Ciliophora; Oligohymenophorea; Peniculida; Parameciidae.
AAAAAAUGUUGUCUUAGAUUAAAGUUUUAGAAUUUGCUGGUUUAGCCCCAACUGUAUUUAUAGGCAUGGUUUUAGCAGAUUAUGGAGCAUAAGUGACAAUAUUAUCAAGGCUUGAUGCUUAGCCUUAAAAUAGUCCCAUGAAUAGAGGAAAAAAGAGCAUGACAUUUGAUUUGAAAAACAAAUAAGAUAUAGAUAUAGUUAAAAGAAUGGUUAAAGAUAGCAAUGUGUUAAUUGAUCCAUAUCGUCCAGGAGUGUUAGAGAGAUUAGGAUUAUCUUAUUAAAUUUGUUCAGAAAUUAAUCCAAAAUUAAUUUAUUGUAGAGUUACUGGUUUUGGUCAAAAUAGUCCAUUAAAAGAAAAAGCUGGACAUGAUAUAAACUUUAUUUCUUAUGGAGGAGUUCUUGCAUAUUGUGCUAGUACAGGAAAUUAAAAAAGACCAGCUAUUCCUGGUAAUGUAGUGGGAGAUUUUGCAUCAGGAGGAAUGCUAGGUGUAGCUAGUAUUUUAGCAGCUUUAAUCAAUAUUUAAAAAGGUGGGAAUGGAUAGUUAAUAGAUUUGGGAAUGGCUUAAGGAGCUGCUUAUUUAAGUUAAUUUAUUUUACAUUAAAAAAAUGAAAAACUUUGGUCAAAUGGAAUUGGUAAUAAUGUACUAGAUGGUGGAACACAUUUUUAUAAUAUAUAUUAAUGUUAAGAUGGAAAAUUUAUGAGUGUUGGAUGUUUAGAAGAAAAAUUUUAUUAAGAAUUUAUUAAAGCAUUAAUUGUAGGUGGUCUUACUCAAGAAAGGUAUUAUUUUAUUUUAUAACUUAGAGGUUAAUUUUUAUUGGAAAAUUAAUUAAAUUCUAAUGAGUGGGAAAAUUUAAAAUCAGAAAUUUCAUAAUUAUUUUUGAAAAAAACAAGAGAUUAAUGGGAGAAUAUUUUUGAUUAAUUUGAUGCUUGUGUAUCACCUGUGGUUGAAUUAGAAGAAUAUGAAUCUAAAAAAUAUUUAGGAGAAAAUGUCUUUACUAAAAGGAAUGGUUAAAUUGAAGUUAGUGGACAACCUAUUUUUUCAGACCAUAAAUUUUAACUAAAAGAAAUUCCUAAAAUUGGCUAACAUAAUCAUGAGAAGCCUAAGUUAUGAUUUUAUAAAUAAAUUUCAAG